Molecule: messenger RNA, 2160 nt
Organism: Condylostylus longicornis
Lineage: Eukaryota; Metazoa; Arthropoda; Insecta; Diptera; Dolichopodidae
Product: transcription initiation factor TFIID subunit 1-like
Exons: 5
Coding region: 808-2160 (450 amino acids)
Source: RefSeq, a predicted model, not a curated record
UAAUUUUAUUUCGUUUGUGAAUUUGCUAGUUUGACAUUAACUUUUUUGUUGUUGUUAGUUAUUUUUUAUCAUUUAUUUUAUUUUCUAUUUGGAGAAUUGUUAAUUUUUUAUUAUCUUGUUUGCUUUAAAGUUAAUAAUUUGUCCGGUUUUCUAGUUUUUCUUUCAGAGAUGAUAAAAAUAGAAAAAAUUAAAAAAAAAGGUCUAACAAAAUAUUUUUCUUUCUAAAUCAAAUUUGAUUGUUGAAUGUAUUUAGUGAAAAUAAGCAAAACAACAAGAAAACAACAUGCACCUCCGCAUAAAUGUAUUUAUCAUUUUCGAUAAAUGCACUAUUAAUUUUGAUAUACAUACAUAUAUAUAUAUAUAAAAAUCGCGCAAUUUUUUAACUAUGUUUACGGAACAUAUGUAUAAAAAUUCUCGAAAGAAAGCAUUAUUUAGCUAUGUAUCUAAAAAAAGACAACUUUGAAGACAAUUAGAAAACCAUGUUUAAUAUUAACUUGACAUUUGAAAACUUAACUUUGUAAAAGUUAAUUUUGCAGAUACUCGAUUUUUCUUUUAAACUAACGCAAAGCUAUUAAUAUUCACUAUUUGGGGCUAUAAAAUAAAAAAGAAAUAAUUUGAAUUAUAUUUUAUUUAUAAAUACACUUGUAUAUACAAUAGUUAAAUAAGAGUACUAAAUCCAGUAAUUUAAAAAUAAAUAAUAGAUGAAAGUGCUUAUUUAUAAUAACAAACUUAAGAAAUUAGUGCAACAGAAAAUAUUAAUGAUUAUUUAAUAUUCGUAUUAUUUAUAUAAAAUAUACUGAUAAAUAAAUGGAUUUACCAAAGGAUUUUCAUUACAUGCUUUAUAGAGCGCCAAGUAUACGAUACCAUGAUACAUCAUUUAUUAUCAAUAAAAAAUGGCAACGUGCUGGGGAAGAAUUAACAUUUCCAACUGUUCAUAGUUUUGUGAAUUCUGACGCUAAAUUUCGUGAUUAUAUGCCGGAUACUCCUAACACUAAAAGCAAGAAUGUUGAACAUUAUAUGACUGAUAGUGAAACUGAUAAAGUUAAUCGAAAUCGACAUCAAAGAAAUCGACCACGUCGAAGAACACGAUCAUUAGAAAAGCAUAGUAAAAGACCGCUAUCUGCAGCCUUGGAAAUUCGUACAAGUGAAGACGAACGCGAAGGUGAUGAUGGAGACACUUUUAAUUUAGAUGUACAAUCUGUAAAGUCAGUAAUUGAGAAAAAAUUGGAUGGGAAAGAAUGUCAAACUAAUGUGCCAAAUAUAGCUGUUAAUGUUGAUGGUGCUAAUAAAACAGAAAAUUUAUAUUGCGCGAAUGGUGCUAUUAAAAUAGAUAAAAGUAAAUCACGUGCUACUAGUAAUAAUACUUCUAAUGACAAAAAUAACAAUAACAAAACCACAAUUAUAGUAAGCUACCAGACAAUAACUUCGACAGAAGAUUUAAAUUUAAUUGAUAAUAACAAAUCGAAUGAAAUAAGUAAAAUAAAAUUCGAAUCUGAAAAAAAUUCACAUUCUUUUCAACCGGUUAACACUUAUAAUAAAAAAACAUUUUCUGAUUUGGAAAAUAGACGAAGCAAAAGUCCAUCAAUAGCUUCAACAGUUCUUGCUACAAUGGACGAAUCCCAACAAAAAAGUAGCCAAAAUAUCGUUAUUGCGGAUGUUCACCCAAGACCAAUUUCCACAGCUUCUUCAACUGUGUCAGGGGAUCCUUUAGUAAUUAAAGAAAAUAGUAGUGAAGAUGGAGAUAAUGAAGGAUACAAUUUAACCAAAGAAAUUCAACAGGUACCUGAGUUCUUCAAACAUCGAGGCAGUAAAUCAUUAAUUACGAUUCAAGAAAGUGAAAUAGUAAACCCAUUAGAUGGUUCAGUUUCUGAUCAAGAAGACAUUAAUAAACAAAGAACACGUGUUUCAUCUAACGCAAGCGAUUAUGAUAGUGAUAGAACUUUAAUAUCUGAAAAUUCAAGUAAAAAUAUUAAAACAAUGCCUUUUGACGAUAGAAGAUACUUUUAUGCUCCAAGUUGUACUUCGCCGUCGUGGCUAAGUAUUUCUACAAGCACAAUCAACGAUGCGGAUGUGGAUUAUCCAAUGAGCGACUAUGAAAUUGUAGAUUUAAGACGAAGAAAUUCUUCGACCAUUUUAAAAAGCCUCAAAGGUUCCAGAUAA